GGGUGGGGCUUAUUCUAGAGCUCACGUGACUCGUCGCGGUCUUGCUUGUUGAAGGGGCGGAAAAUGGAAGAUGAAGGCGUCCCUCCGCUCGAAGACCUGACCGAUGUAGUCACCAAGAACAAAAUGCGGCCGCGGCCGCUUUACGAGCCACGUGUGCGCAUGCGCAACGAGGCCGAAAAACCGGUCGCAACGCCUGCAGUAGUAGUAACGAAGAAACCGGAGGAAAGCUCCAGUCAGUCCAAGUCUUUCGGGGGAUUCUCCAAAGGGUUUCUUCUCUCCAAUUCAACCUCUUCCACACCGAAAAAGACUAAGAAAAAAGAUGCGGAGAAUGGAGGUUCUGGUGGUGGUUGUAAGAAGACUGCCUCAGCAAAGACUGGGAAAGAUGAUAUUCCAUUUCUAAAGGCUCAGGAACCCCCAGCAAAGGCUCCUGUACUUCCCGAAGUACAGGAGGCAAUGAAAGAAGCAUACUCACUUAUGGACACGCAAGAAUGGAUGACUGGGUCCCUACUGGAGAAGAUAGAGAAGCACCCUCUCCUCUCCCGCGCACUCCGUGACCCAACGCUUGCUCGGGCCUUGUCCCAGUUCCAGACCGACCCCGAUUCUGUGCUCCGGACCGCUGCCGGGGAUCCCCAAUUGCAGGAGGUUCUGAGGGAGUUCUGUGCUGUCAUGGGGGGCCACUUUACGGAACUGGCCGACAAGCAAGACUCACAAAAACAAAGCGAACACUAUGUUCCUCUCGAAAAGGACGAAGAAGUAGAGAAAGUAUUGGGGAAGGAAGGGGUUAAAGAGGCUCUCUCCGAUCCUCAAAUUCAGCAGCUCUUCAGCCAUCUCAGAGAGGACCCCACCAGGGCGCAAAGGUCAGUAUGUACAUCGGUGGAUUAAACGGGCGUGGUUGAAAAGAAUUUUCAUUCUGUGUGUGUAUAUAGGAUGCUUUCAUCUGGUAGUCCAGAACUAAGACAAAAAGUUCAGCUUUUGAUAGACAACGGACUACUUGCAUUACAGUGACAUGUUUUUACUUUCAAAUUAUGUAUAUACACAUAAAAUAUUUUAAUACGGAGUGGGUUAAAAAGUGGAGCCGUGCGUGCUAAAAAUUAGCCUACGUGGUCUGUGGAAUACACAAUAAGUAUCUAUUUUCUUCCCUUGGGAGGGAGUGGAGGGUUGGUGCUACCUUUCCUACCCUUAUCUUUCGGAGCUAGUUCAGGCGAAGGCUCGUCAGGCAGCGGGCGAUUUGGCAUCACGAUUGCUUCGUACAAAGUCUCCUCAGUUGGGAGUGCAUUGCCAUCUGUCUCCUCGUACAGCUCUUCGGUAAUGGACGGAGGCUUUACUCCGUGCAGCGAUAUUUCGAGAGGGGUCUGGGGGAGUGGUUGCACCGAUCUCGGACGUGGGAGGGGCUUGUUUCCGGCGGGCCUUGCUCUGAUCGGCAGCGAAGUCGUGGAUAGGUUCUGUUUUAUUCUCUGGUAGUCUGAGCUCGUUACCGUCGAAUCCAUAUCGUCAUAGAGUACUUCGUCUAUCAGAGGUGCAGUGUCGCCGGUCGAUUUCUGUGGGGAGACUGGUUCGCUCGCAGCGGUGUCCUCAUACAGCUGGUCCUCCUCGCGAGAGACGUGAGCCAUCUCCGUGUAUUCCUCGGUUGGCCCCUGGUCCGGCUGCACGUACACCUCCUGGACGCUGGCCGUCAUCUCAGUGUACAUCUCACCGUCCAGGUCUGUCGGCGGAGGAAGAGGUGCCGGUUUCUUUUCAGGGACGCUUGUCUUUGACGGCGAAGCUAGUGGAGGUUUUGUACCGAUCACGGGGGGUGGUGCUGCACCGCUUUUUCUAUCUUCAGAUGUCUUCCGACUUUUUGCGCUGGCUGGUUUUGAUUUCUCUUUGACUGGUUUCGUUUUCUCUUUGACUGGUUUAGCAGGACGAGGCGGUGGUGUGCUCUCCUCCUCGGGACCAGCCGCGCUGUACAAGGCUCCCUCGUUCUCUAUCAUCGUAGCCCCGGAUCUACUGACUGGUUGAUAUUUUUUCUCUUCCACGGGGACCACUGUGUUUGACUGUUGGUUCCUCUUCAGUGUAGGAGCCAAGGGUUUAGUGGGUGCCAUCUGAGUGUAUUCGUCAUCUGCACUCACAGUUGCUGACUCUGCAAGAGGGAUUUUAGUGGGUGUGGCUGAGGCGACAUCGUUUGGUCGUCUUGAAUAUCGAACCUCUAAUUCGACAUCUCUUUCAGCAUCACCUCCGUGGAGGUUCAACUUGUAGCCACGUCGCCUUCUUGCUAGCGAUACAAAGAUCAGAACGACCAACACGACUAGAGCGGCUGCUAGUAUUAGUGUGAUUGCAACGGUCAGACCGAUUGUACCUGAACCAGCAGAAAAUGUCGAAGAGUCUUCAACUUCCGGCUCUUGGGUACAGUCUGCUGGGGAAGGACCAGAGCAGCCAUUAGUGCAGGAAGUGUCGCAGAGCUCACAUGCUCCGGUCAUGGGGUCGUGGUAGUAGGUAAUGUUGGGGCAGCUCAAAACACACGCUCCCUCGAAUCUUGGAAGUGUUGUGUUUUUUGUUGCAUUUCGACUGCAGGUGAUGCAGUCUGCAUCUGUCGGUCCCCUGCAUCCGUCCUCCAGGGAGCAGAGGCGACUGCACACCCCACAGCUGCGAUCACUGGUCUCAAACAGAGUCAUCUGUGUUGACCCAGAGUUGCAGGAAAGGCACGCAGAGCUCCUGCCCGUCCUGGAUGCGAGCUACAGUGGCACACUCGCGGCAGUCAAAUGCCGAGGGUCCAGUGCAACCCCCCAAACACUGCUCACUGCACUGGAGGCAGUUCCUGUCACCACCUUCGUAGAAUCCAGUCGGGCACUCCUCCAAACAGACAUCUGAUAUCAUUUGGUCAUCAAGUCCUCCGGACUCUGCACUGGACAGGGAGAUGCGGACGUUGAGACAUUCGUAGCAGUCACUGGAAGUCUCCCCGAAGCAUCCUGCGGUCGCAUUGCACUGGCUGUCACAAGGAACGCACACUCUGUCUUCUCUGAGCCAUGUUCCAAUCCCGCAAUCUGCUACACAGGUCUGAGAGUUCUGCUCAAAUGCUACUUCGCAGGCGGUGCACUCUGUAGCAUUGGGUCCCGUGCAACCCAAACUAGGAUUACAGAGUUCAUUGCAAUCGUAACAGAAAACGGUGUCCAACUUGCUAUCUGUUCUACUGUACUGGUUUGAGUUGCAAGCAUCCACACACACAUUGUCAAGAGUGGAUACGUUUGGACACCUCUCCACACACCGCAUGUUUGACACAGAUAGAGGGACCACAAAGUUUCUACACUCCAGGCAGUCUUCAUUUGUCGCUCCGUUGCAAGUCACGCACUCUUCUGAGCAGUUCGUGCAGUUUCCAAAUGAUCCGAACUGUCCCUGUGGACAAGCAUUGUUGUACUCCCACCCGUCUUCAAUGAUUGUGAGGGCCCCUGUAUCGGACUCGAUAACGACGUCGCCUCGAACAGCGGCACCGGUUGGGUGGUACCCUACUGUGAACUCAACCAUUUCGUCGUUGCUGGCUCCUUGAACUACGUCUUCAGCAGGUACUCCAGCCGUUGUUACGGAGUCAAUCCUGGAACCCCCUCCAAGUAGACGCUCUCCUGUGACUGUAACUACAACCCCACCCACUCCAGAAUUUGGAGAGACCUCAAUCACUGUGCUGGCUUCUAAGUAGUUCCACGUGAAGGUAGACCUCAGCUCCCCACCAAAAUUAGAAAUAAGAGUAACUCUGUCCUCAGGAGGGUUUGGUCUUAUUGGCUCUCCCAUCCGCGCGUCUACUCUAGUGUCGGAGCUAAAAGUAAUGUCUGUGGUGGUGGCUAUGUCUCCGACGGUGAUUCGUGCUACCGAUUCUCCUCCCGAGUGAAGUCCCGUUCCCGUGAUUGUAACUCUGGUACCAAACUGGCCCCGAGGUGGAUUGAUAUUCACUACUGCACCAGCCAUCACAUAGCUCCAGCCAUCUGUCUUCCUUACAUAGGCUCCGGUUUCACUGACUAGGACUAUAUCACCAGUAGUAAUGUUGUCUGGAUUCAGGAGUGAAGCAAUCAGAAUGACUGAAUCAGCACUGCUGCUGUUGACCGUUGCUUCGAUCCCAGCCAAGUAUGCCUUAUCUACACGUGUCCCAUCUCCCAGGAGCCUUUCUCCACUGAUCACAACUAUAGUACCAACUUGCCCUUGUGAGGGGUAGGCUGAAUAUAUUGCUCCCUCCUGGUUAUAAGUGAAAGUCGGAUCCCCUGUGAUUAUUGCCCCAGAGUCCGUCUCAAUGAUGAUCCGUCCGCUAAAUGCUUCAAAGAUGUCUGGUCUGCCAGCUUCAACGGUGAUGGAUGUAUCAUUCACUUCACCCAGAACGUUUACAUUGACUCCAGCCAGACUCACUCUUACUACCUCAGUAAACCCCGUUCCUGAAAUUACAACCCUCGUUCCAUUCUGCCCGGAGUCUGGAGAAACUCCUGUGAUUGAUCCACCGGCCAGGUACCGGAAGACAAAGGCGUCAUUUGACAGUGUCGCUCCUGUAUCAGAUACAAUGGUGACCGCCCCUUGUGGUAGACUUGGUGUGAGGCCGACACGAACUUGGAUGAUGUCGUCAAGUCCGACAACAAUUUCCAUUGCAUCCACACCAGCCAGGGUCACUUGGCUCACGGAACUCCCUCCCUGUAGCAUCCGCUCCCCUCGAAUGGUCACGUACGAUCCUUGAACCCCCUGCAGUGGACUCACUUCUCUCACCUCCCCUGGCUCCAGAUAAGUCCAGGCAUCGUCUAUAACAACCCUGCCUCCUCCAGCCACCAUGUAGGUGAUACUACCAGCAGACGUUAUUUCAGUGGAUGGAGAAGCUACGAGAUCGAUUCGAGUGUCUGAGACCAGGGGAGAACUUUGCACUAGUAUACCACCAAGUCUAGCUUCCUCUAGUUGGCUGGACCCUGCUAAUAGACCUUCGCCAGUGAUGCUCACAAUCGUUCCUCCCUGUCCGGAUUGUGGAGCUACAUUCCUCACUUCCAGUCUUACAUAUGUGAAGACUGCACCAUUGCUUGUGUAAGUUGCUCCGUCUUCCCAAAUUAUGGUAAAUGGUUCUUCGAUUGCUCCAGCUGAUGAGUCACGAAACUCGCUUACUCUCACUCGAACCUCUGAAUCAUCCUGAGAGAGAACUUCUGUCGCAAUACCUGCAACUUGAACAGAUUCCACACUCCGGUUCCCGGCUCUGAGAUUUGAAACGAGUAUGCGGAUCUCAGUAUUGAAGUACCCAAUAGUCGGCGUGAAAACCUCAAGUUCAGCUGGCUCCAGGUAGCUCCAGGCCGAGGGAAUAGUAAGACUUGCUCCAUUAAUGAAAUCAACUGUGAUAUCGCCCACUGGUGUCUGAGGAGAUGGACCGGCUUCAACUAUCACUCUUGUUUCUAGUUUAUCCACUAUGCCAUUCACUUGAACCCCUGCCAGAGAGAUUCUAGUAAUUACCAAGGAUAUCCCCUUCAGGUCUAUUGAUACUCUCGUUCCAUUCUGUCCAGUCAGUGGAGUGACAUCAUCGGCUGUUAUAUCUGGCAGGUACUCCCAUAUGUCCGUUCCUAUUCCAGAAAUCAGACCGGCGUCAGACUCUAUUAUGAUCCUACCUCUGGCCCCUUCUGCGGGGCCGUCUCCUGCAAUUACAAUCACUUCCGUGUCACUUGCAUUCAUGAUAGUAGCGUUCUGUCCAGCCAAAGUGACUUCCACUGCCGUAGAGUUCCCAUGGAGAAGAUUGAUGCCUGUGAUAGUUACCGUGGUACCCCCAGACCCAGCUACCGGGGAAAUGCUAGUAACACGAGCUUCGCUCUCACUGUAUGUAAAUAAUCCCGCACUGUUAUAGACGGUGGCUCCGUUUGAAGCAAUUACUUGGAUUGGCAGGGGUACACUCGGCUCAUCGAGAUUUGAAUCUGAAUCGACUGAGGCUUGAUACGGCCCUGCUCUGAAAGUCAACUCGCUGCUAUUGACAAUGGUGGCUUCGUACGAUCUUGUCUGACCGACUAUCACCCUCACUUCAGAGACACACGGAGGUACUAGGUCCCUCCCAUAGAUAGUUACUGUCUCUCCGGGCUGGGCAGUGGUAGGAGAAACAGUAGAUAUCUCACCAGGUUCUGUGUAGUCCCAGGCACCUUCUAGUUCGAGAAAAGCUCCAGAUUCAAGCUCAAUUCUCACUGCUAGAUCACUGUCUACUGCAGAACUAGCGCCCACCCUCACUCGAAUACUGUUCUCUGUCAGUACCUCAAUAGCAAAUGCCGGAAUACUUCCAAAUCUCACAGAUUCGACACUGUCAAUCUCCCCGCUAUCUGCAGAGCCAUUUAGGUUGAUGCCAACUAUGCUGACAGAGGUGCCGUUUGUUCCAUUCACAGGCUCUGUGGCAUCUAUUCUCGCCACAUAGUAGGUGAAUUGUUGUUCUCCGCUAACAAUUACCGGGCCGCUGUCUGCAAUCAGUUGAACAGGCCCUGACAGUAGGUCAGGAUUGGAUUCAUCAGCAGCAAAAGGGUUAAAACCAGCCGCACACUCUGCCUCUGUUUCAGUCGACAGGGUGACGGUACCCUGUAUCCCUGCCAGGGAGCAGCUGGUGAAUACUCCAGCCGAGCUUCCGAGGAGAGAGACCCCACGGAUAGUGACAGUGACACCCUGCUGACCCACGGGAGGGUAUAUGGAUGAUAUUACUCCUAACUCCUCAAAUUCCCAGUCCUCUCCUGAUAUCACUGCCCCUGUGUCGAUUAAGAUUUCCACCACUCCACUUCCAUUGGCUGCAUCUCCACUGCCAUUGACCUCUGGGAGUUGUGCACGAACAAUUAUCUGGGAAUUAGUGGGGGUGCCUCUAAUUUCAGCUGGCACACCCCCCAGGGUAACUUCUUGCACAACACCUCCGCCAAGAAGAUUUUCGCCCGAAAUUGUCACCCUUGUCCCCACGGUUCCUACUUCUGGAGUCACAGAGUUUAUCACUCCGGGGGAAAGGUAUUGGAAAGUGAUGGACUCGGGGGGAAUUAUUGUGGCUCCUGUUGUUAAAGUGAUGAUUACAGAUCCUGGGGGUCCCUCGGGAGAAGAGCUUGCCCGAACUGUGAUCUCGUUGUCGGUUGGAAUGCCAAGAAUCUCAUCUACAUCCGUUCCAGCAAGUGUUAUGGAGUAAAUAUCGGCUACAGUACCUCCUUGGAGGAGAUUCGUUCCCGUGAUUGUUACUCUCGUUCCAAAUUGGCCUCUGGUGGGGGAGACCCCUGUAAUCUGCCCAGGUUGAACGAGAUUGAAGAGACCUACUCCAACUAUAGUAGCACCGGUGUCUGCCACUAGUGUGAUGUCUGCUGUGGUUGGGAACACUGAAUCCAGGGGGAAAUUAGAUAGAAUCUCCAAGUCGACAUUUUCGUCAUCGGAAUCUCUUACAUUUGCGCUCACUUCUCUCCCUCCUUGUUGACCAAUACGAGCUGAUGCAAUGGUGCUACCCCCUCCGAGAAGAUUUCGACCCACCACCUGAAUUCUGGUUCCCUGCUGACCCCUGUCGGGGGUCACACUGAGUAUGACCCCCUCUUCGAUAUAGGUGAAUCCAUUACGCAAUCUAGCCACUCGUCCGUCGAUCCCUUCAACUGUGACAUCAACAGAAUAAGUCCCUACCUCCCCUGCACGAGGAGUACUCACUUCAAUGGUUUGAUUAGACACGCUGGACGAUAGGGUUGCGGCAAUUUGCCCCCCAAUUCUAGCCACUAGAGGGAGCGACGGAUCAAAAGCAUUGUCAUUGGGUAAACGUAUGAUCACUUGAGUUCCUUGCUGCCCGCGAUCAACCUCGGGAAGAGAGAGGGUGAGAUCUAGGUAGGUAAAAUUUCCACCCCUCACAAUCGACCCGUCGUUUGCAGUAAUGACAAUGAUGGAAUUGUUUCCUCCGUUUGCUGGAGCUGCACCUACAACAACUGCUACCUCGCUCUGUGACUCAGUCACAAUUCUCAAGACCGGAGAUCCCCCAAUUGUCACGCUUGUCACAACAGUUUCCGACGGCCUCAGAAACGUGCCUUGUAUCAGCACACCGCUUCCCUCUGCACCUUUGCUAGGGUUGACGUCGUCAAUGCUUCCCUGUUCCGUGU
This is a messenger RNA of Geodia barretti, 8054 nucleotides long. The record is from the annotation of a GenBank genome assembly. NCBI's taxonomy places the organism in Eukaryota, Metazoa, Porifera, Demospongiae, Tetractinellida, Geodiidae.